UGCAAUCUCUCUUCCAGGUAGACAGAAGCAUGAUUAGGAAUACUGACCCAAAGCAUCUAACACAGCCUACAUUCACAGAGACUCUUAGAAACAGAGUUUCAGGGGCUGGGUUCUGGGAUGAGGUGGACAGAGGGCAGGAUGGAGAUGACCUUGGAGCAGCACUUAGAGGACACAAUGAAGAAUCUGUCUAUUGCUGGAGUUCUGUGUACAGAUUCACAAGGACUUAAUCCAGGCUGCCAUGGAACCCGGUUGGAUGAACAUACUGGAAUGGUAUCUAUUCUAGCCCAGCAAGCAGCUAAGCUAACCUCUAACCCCACUGAUAUUCCUGUGGUGUGUCUAGAAUCAAAUAAUGGGAAUAUUAUGAUCCAGAAAUAUGAUGGCAUCACAGUGGCAGUGCACAAAAUGUCCUGUCCUGUAACAAGGACUCGAUCCUACUUAUAUUAAUUAUCUUACACAACUACUAAAGUUCUAGCAAUUAGGCUAU
Messenger RNA from Lemur catta (Ring-tailed lemur), 484 nucleotides. RefSeq names its product ragulator complex protein LAMTOR5-like. The record is from RefSeq and is a predicted model, not a curated record. The transcript has a single exon. Bases 118 to 444 code for a protein of 108 amino acids. Gene Ontology annotation, molecular function: guanyl-nucleotide exchange factor activity. NCBI's taxonomy places the organism in Eukaryota, Metazoa, Chordata, Mammalia, Primates, Lemuridae. Gene Ontology annotation, biological process: cellular response to amino acid stimulus; positive regulation of TORC1 signaling. Gene Ontology annotation, cellular component: cytoplasm; lysosome; Ragulator complex.